Syngnathoides biaculeatus (alligator pipefish) is the source of this 1208-nucleotide messenger RNA. It is a transcript of the gene tm4sf4, whose product is annotated as transmembrane 4 L six family member 4. Bases 127 to 738 code for a protein of 203 amino acids. Gene Ontology annotation, cellular component: membrane. The transcript has 6 exons. The record is from RefSeq and is a predicted model, not a curated record. NCBI's taxonomy places the organism in Eukaryota, Metazoa, Chordata, Actinopteri, Syngnathiformes, Syngnathidae.
CUGACAUCACAUGAAAAGUAAGGUGGGGGGCUUAAAAGGUGAAGUCUAGAAUCAACCAUCCUAUAUUGAAGAGUACAGGUUUUUCCAUCUGCCAAAUUUGAAUUAGUGAGUUGUAAAGGUACAACAAUGUGCUCCGGGGGCUUCGCUAACUGUUUGGGGAUCAGUCUGAUGCCCCUGGCAAUUGUGUGUGUGCUGUGCAACAUCCUUCUCUUCUUUCCUGGUGGGAACACUGUGGAAAGUGAUAAGAUCACAGAGGAGGUGUGGUACUUUGGAGGAAUUUUAGGCUCUGGAGUUUUGAUGAUCUUCCCAGCCCUGGUCUUCCUGGGUCUAAAGAACAACGACUGUUGUGGUUGCUGCGGUAAUGAAAGCUGUGGGAGGAGAUUUGCGAUGCUGAGUUCCAUAAUGUUUGCAGCUGUAGGUCUUGUAGGAGCUGGUUACUCAGUCGUAGUUUCAGCGGUUGCCAUAAACAAUGGACCGAAGUGUUUGACUGAAGUAAACAGCACAUCUGUGUGGACGUAUCCCUUCACCGAUGGUGACUACCUGACUGACUCAACCAUUUGGUCCAAGUGUGAGAAGCCCACUGAUGUGGUGUCGUGGCAUCUCUCCCUGUUCUCUGUUCUGCUGGUCAUGGGUUUAUUGCAGAUGGUACUGUGUGCUGUGCAGGUGUUAAACGGGUUACUGGGAGCUGUGUGUGGGGACUGCUGUGACUGCUGUGGUGGGAAUGAUGGCGCUGUGUGAACAGUACUCGUGGCCGAGAUCAACUUUUGGCAGCAUUUUCCUAUUUAUUUUACUUGAAGAGAUUAGAUUUUUAGCAAAAGGAGCUACUUAAUUAUAGUCUAAUGUACAUUCCUCAAUGACACUAUUGAAAUGACAGCACCCAGACUUAAAAAAAUGUAAGUGGCUGAAAAUUCAUUUUCUAUCCAUAAGUUUUUUAAUUGCUGAUUUGCAGUGUAUUGGUACUAUUUCAAUAUCAUAAAUAUUUUUUAAACAAUGUCAAAUAAAUGUUAUUUUUAGACGCAUGACUCUCCCAGUCACAAUGACAAGUUUUAAAGUUUAUUGAUUCCUGAGGGAAACUUGCCCUGACAAUCCCCUUCUGUUCUUUCUUGGUCUUGUUUCAGUGUUUUACAUCCAAUGGCAACUGUACAUGUUUCAAAGUAUCUAUAACUGCUUCAAUAAAAUAUUUUACCGUGAGUUCCUCAGAUUUGUUC